Molecule: messenger RNA, 5744 nt
Organism: Eleginops maclovinus (Patagonian blennie)
Lineage: Eukaryota; Metazoa; Chordata; Actinopteri; Perciformes; Eleginopidae
Gene: ptk2aa
Product: protein tyrosine kinase 2aa
Exons: 33
Coding region: 856-4146 (1096 amino acids)
Biological process (GO): protein phosphorylation; signal complex assembly
Cellular component (GO): cytoskeleton; focal adhesion
Molecular function (GO): protein tyrosine kinase activity; ATP binding
Source: RefSeq, a predicted model, not a curated record
UUAGUCGUGCUGCUCUGUCCUCUUUUUCCUCUCUUUAUCCUGUAACAACCUCUCUCUUUCUCUCUCUCUCUUUGUCACGCUGUGUCUGUUUCCUUUGUUUUUCUCGCUCAAUCUUUUCUCUCACUUUCAUUUUCCAAGUGAAGAACACUGUCUGGAGUAUUUGUCUCUCCCUCUCUGUGACCACUUACCAACUGAAUGUCCAUUGGAUCAACACUUCAACUUGGAUUUGGCUGUCUUUAACUUUUUCUGGAGGUGCAGUUUUUCUCACCAUCACAGGGACUCCACUGAGAGAAAUAACCCGAGUCCUCUCCUGAGUGAUGAGCGCUUGACUCUUUCCUGGCAACUGCGUAACCAUGGAUUGCAGGCAUGGGGCAGAAAUUGGGCAAAAAACAAACAGUGUUGUGUCAUCAGAGAGGGGCCGCUCAGGAGUAAUUUAGAAGUGGACUAAAUAGGAAGAGGUGGGAAGUUUGUGGGAGAAGCUAACUUUACUCCGCUCAUGCUACUGUGGAAAACAGAUAUGGAUUUAGAAGACGGACAAAGAAGGCUAUUUUUGUGACAUUUUCCCUGUGGAUGUGUACGAUGUAGCAUCUUCACACGGGACAAAGUGCCAAGUGACCAGAAAAUCAGCCUGUUUGAGGAUUACUGCUCUGGAACUAACUGUUGGCUAACGAGGCUGUUGACGAAAAGUUGGAGACAAAGAUUGGAGACCUUGGGAGACCGACUGUGUGUUAGCGUGUCUUAGUGUUUGGGUUAUGUGAGUGUGUUCUUGAAGAUGUGUCAGGAUCUUGUUUGUGUGUGUUUAUUUAUGUAGCUCUUCUAUACACGAGAAGUUUAGCGUGUGCGUUUGUGUGUGUGAUGCGUGGCUGUGAGACUGCAAGCUGUCUAUCUGUCCUUGGUGCAGACAGACACAGAGAGGAACAGACAUGUGUUUCCAUGGAUAUGAGCGGCUGUAGCCCCUUCCCCAUGUGUUGGGAGAGAGAAUAUGACAGACACCUAGCAGCAGCGCCAGUGUCAGCAGGGAAAACCAUGGCGACUGCCUACCUGGACCCUAACCUAAACCAUGCUCUUCUGGGAGGAGCCAAAUCACGGCUGAGCGGUGGGGUGUCGGACCGAACCAUGGCAGGCUCCGUGGACAGGGUUCUGAAGGUCUUCCAUCACUUUGAGACCAACACUGAAAACAGCUGCUGGUCGUCUAAUAUCCGAUAUGGAGAUGCAACGGAUGUCAGGGGAAUCAUUCAGAAGAUUUUGGACAUCCACAAGGUGCGCUGGACGUCCUGUUUCGGCCUCCGUCUCACCAACACCCAAUCCAGGGAUCAGGUGCACUGGCUCCAUCCUGAUAUGGGCGUGUCCCACGUCAGAGAAAAUUACGAAUUACAACAAGCGCGACCAAACGAGGACUGGAGAUAUGAGUUAAGGAUCCGGUAUCUUCCGAAAGCCUUUUUGCAGCAGUUUACAGAAGACAAACCAACACUCAACUAUUUCUACCACCAGGGGAAGCACGACUACAUGACACAGAUCGGGGAACAGGUGGAACAAGAUGUAGCGCUCAAACUGGGCUGUCUAGAAAUCAGGAGGUUCUUCAAAGAGAUGAGAGGAAACGCCCUGGACAAGAAGUCCAACUAUGAACUAUUGGAGAAAGACGUUGGCUUGAGGCGUUUUUUCCCAAAAGACCUGCUGGAUUCAGUCAAGGCUAAAUCUCUGCGUAAAUUGAUUCAGCAGACGUUUAAGCAGGUAGCCAAUCUCAACGAUGAGCAGUGCAUCCUGAAGUUUUUAGAGAUACUUGCACCAAUCUACCGCUUCGACAAGGAGUGCUUCAAAUGUGCCCUCGGGUCCAGCUGGGUGAUCCAGGUAGAGUUGGCUAUCGGGCCAGAGGAAGGGAUCAGCUACCUCACUGACAAGGGAUCCACGCCCACCCAUCUAGCUAACUUCAAUCAAGUUCAGUCCAUCCAGUACUCGGCUAUGGAGGAGAAGGACAGGAAAGGGAUGCUACAGCUCAACGUAGCCGGAGCUGCUGAGCCUCUCACCAUUACGACAGCAUCACUGACCAUGGCAGAGAACUUGGCUGACCUGAUUGAUGGCUAUUGUCGACUCAUCACUAUGGAAACUCACUCUUUCAUCGUUCGAUUUCAGAAAGAGGGAGAGAGAGCACUACCUUCCAUCCCAAAAGUAUCAAAUAAUGAGAAAAAGUUAGAAGCAGUCAGGAGUGGAGUGAGAGCUAUCUCUGUCUCAGAAGAUCUUAGCGGGGAUGAGACUGAUGACUAUGCUGAGAUAGUUGAUGAAGAAGACACAUACACCAUGCCCUCCACGCGGGAUUAUGAGAUCCAGAGGGACAGGAUAGAGCUGGGUCGCUGCAUAGGAGAGGGUCAGUUUGGAGAUGUACACCAAGGAGUCUAUAACAGCCCGGACCAACCAGAUUUAGCUGUCGCCAUAAAGACCUGUAAGAACUGCACAUCUGACAGCGUCAGAGAAAAGUUCCUACAAGAAGCAUUGACAAUGCGUCAGUUUGACCACCCUAACAUCGUCAAACUGAUCGGAGUGAUCACAGAAAACCCUGUGUGGAUCAUCAUGGAGCUCUGCACUCUCGGAGAGUUACGUUCGUUUCUACAGGUGAGAAAGUACAAUUUGGAUUUGGCCACUCUCAUUCUGUUCGCCUAUCAGCUCAGCACAGCGCUCGCAUACCUGGAGAGCAAACGCUUUGUACACAGGGACAUCGCCGCUCGCAACGUGUUGGUCUCCUCUGUGGACUGUGUGAUGCUCGGAGACUUCGGUCUGUCCCGAUACAUGGAGGACAGCUCUUACUACAAAGCUUCGAAAGGUAAACUUCCAAUCAAAUGGAUGGCUCCUGAAUCCAUCAACUUCAGAAGAUUCACCUCUGCAAGCGAUGUGUGGAUGUUUGGUGUGUGCAUGUGGGAGAUCUUGAUGUACGGCAUUAAGCCUUUCCAGGGCGUGAAGAACAAUGACGUGAUUGGCCGGAUAGAGAAUGGCGAGCGGUUGGCCAUGCCUCCCCAGUGUCCGCCCACCCUCUACAGUUUGAUGACCAAAUGUUGGUCGUACGACCCAAGCAAGCGACCGCGAUUCACCGAACUCAAAACACAACUCAACACCAUACUGGAUGAGGAGAAGCUUCAGGUAGAAGAGAGACUUCGGAUGGAGAUGAGGAGACAAGUCACCGUGUCCUGGGACUCUGGAGGGUCAGACGAAGCACCGCCUAAGCCCAGUAGGCCAGGAUACCCCAGUCCUCGCUCCAGUGAAGGUUUCUUCUCCGGCCCCCAACUUAACCACUUCUCGCCAUCAGCCCACGGUGGUGUCGGAGGUAGCUACCCUCCCUCUGACUCCUGGAGUCAACACAGACCGGAGCACACUGCGCUGUGGAGCCCCAACAUGGAGGACGGUGGGUGUGUGGGCCAUGCUAUGAUGGAGGAGAGGCUGAUGAUGCAGCAGCAACAGAUGGAGGACGACCAGCGGUGGCUGGAGCAGGAGGAGAGCUUCAUGGUUAUGAAGGCAGAGUCCAGAAACAGCAGAGGAAGCAUCGACAGAGAGGACGGCAUACUGCAAGCACCGGGUGGAAGCCAACAUAUCUACCAGCCUAUAGGGAAACCAGAACACGUGGCUCCUCCUAAGAAGCCGCCCCGCCCUGGAGCUCCUGCUCACCUGACCAACCUGUCCAGUCUGUGCCCCGUGGACAGCUACAACGAGGGCGUCAAGUUGCAGCCUCAGGAGAUCAGCCCGCCCCCCACCGCCAACUUGGACCGUUCUAACGACAAAGUGUAUGAGAAUGUGACGGGGUUGGUUAAAGCUGUGAUUGAGAUGUCCAACAGGAUUCAGCCCGCAGCCCCGGAGGAGUACGUCCCAAUGGUCAAGGAGGUGGGUCUGGCCCUCAGGACUCUGCUAGCAACAGUGGACGAGACGCUUCCUGUGCUGCCAGCCAGCACGCACAGAGAGAUUGAGAUGGCUCAGAAGUUGUUGAAUUCAGAUCUGGCCGAGUUAAUAGCGAAGAUGAAACUGGCCCAACAAUAUGUCAUGACAAGUUUACAAAAGGACUACAAGAAACAGAUGCUAAUGGCAGCUCACGCCCUCGCAGUGGACGCCAAGAACCUGCUGGACGUCAUCGACCAAUCUCGACUUAAGAUGAUUCGCCCGCAUUAGCUCCUGUUGGAGAGGGAGAGUGUAGUAGCUCUCAGCCAAUCACAAAGAGGAGAGGACAUUUUUGAUAUCCGUCUUAUUCUAGACGGAUAUCGGUGACGUACGGAUGAAACGAUGAACUGCCAGCAGACAUGACUGACUGAAACAAUCCGCUCCCUCUCCUCUUCCUACAAACAUUCAUCGUAUUUUCUUCUCUCUGACCAUAUUCAUGUUUUGGUCAAUAUCCUGUUUUUUGUACUUUUUUUGUUGCAUUAUUUGCUUUUGUAUUCAGCAAAACGCUCCUCCCCCCCAUCACGUAUCCCCAGAGAUGAGUUUUUUUGCUCUUCAAAUCAUCCAUUACUUUUUAAUCUUUGAAGAAAGUUAAUCAAACAAAGAUUUCUAUGGCUCGCGUGAAGGACUGCAGAGAUAUUUCGGUGAAUGGACGCUCCAAGAAAAAAACGAAUGACUAACACUCUCCACAUGUGCAGGAUGUAACAACUGGAACUGAAGAGCCAGAAUGAGGCGGAUAAUGAAGAUGAUAUGAUAAUGUUGUUGUUUAAACAUGCUUUUAUAUCAUUAUUAAUUAUAAUUAUGACUAUUACUAUGUUCAGUCUUGACUUUUACAGCAUGUCUCUAUGUUCAGUCCUCUUCUUGAAUAUUCAAUGGGCAAAAAUAAUUGAUUUACAGCUGCUCAUAAACAUCAUAACUUCAUCUUUUUCUUCCAUCUUCUCUUAUCUAGAUCUCUUUUUCUCAGGCAUGAGGAGAUGGCAUAACACAGAAAUAUGAAAGAAGAACAAACUACAUGUCACAGACCACUCUUAAAUACAAAAUCUAUAUUUUUAACACUUCUGAGGCAUGAAUUGUGAGUGAAUAAGAGUGAAGGGGGGUGAGAAGGAGGGAAGCUGGAUUUUGAGUUACAUUGGAGUUUCUUAUUAUUCUGUACAGUAGGUCACCCUGUGUCAAAUGCACUUAAAAGGAACAUUUCACUCAAACAAUAUUGGUUUCCUCAACAAUUCAACAUUUUCUGGAGCAUCUCGCCUGUUAUUUUUUUACAGAAGUUUCUACAAAAAUGUAAAUGAAUGAUUUCUUUAUUGAUGUUUUGGUAUAUUGAAGCCACAUUGUGUUGCUGCAUUAAUCAUGUAGGGGGUCCCUUCAUCAGACUCUUCUUUUUCUCACAGUUAGAUGCUAUGUCUUAGUCAUUUUCCUUUUGGCUGAUCCAGGAAUAGGAUUUUCACGGACAUCUAAAUACAAAUUUAAAAUAUAUGUGUCCUUAAUAUUCCCUCAAAACCAGGGACAGAUACACACCUUUAAACUGUGUUUUGUAAACUACAGAAGUGGUUGGUGGUCGGGUUCAUAGAGGUUCAUCUUUUAACUGGUUCAUGUCCAACAUCCUUUGCUCUUCAUCUCCUCUCCAUCAGUCCUUCUUUUACUCCCUCCUUGUCUUUCUACCUCCAGCCACUGGAGUUAUUUAUACCUUUUUCACCCCCACAUUUCUCUUUUUCUCCCCCUCUCUGAUUCUCUCUCCGUUCCCUCUCCCCUGAGGUGAGCAGCAUUCUCAGGAAGGAGUCACAUGUACAGUUGCUAAACCAAGCAAAUAAAAACACUGUUAUCUUUAAGAAAUA